AUGUCAGCUUCCGCACCGUCGCCCUUAGCCAGCUCCCUAGAGAAGACAAAUGGAUCCAAGUUGAGCAGACUUCUCAUCGAUGGUGGAACAACAGUAUUGAGGACCAUCUUUGAUGGCUAUCACCCACCUGCAAAGCUGUCUGCUGGACUGACCGCCCACUCUUGCACCCUGAAUGCUCUUCUUAGGAAAAGGGUUCUGCGUGCAGCUCAGUGGGACAAACUAUUCCCACCUGGCGGAGCGGCACCAGACUCUAAGACGUUUGAUAUCACUCUCCUAUUUCUCCUUCUCACCAACAUUUGCGGGCUAUCUCCUCCUCCUCUCUCAGGGUGGCAUGCAAAGCCAUCUCCAGGUGAUAACUCUUUGGAAGCAAAUCUCGCUCGUGUGAAGUUCUUCCGCAAUGAGUUGUACGGUCACGUUUCUAGCACUGGCAUUGACACGCCCACUUUCUCCUCACUAUGGAAAGAAAUUAGCGCUGUUCUUGUUGCUCUUGGGCUCGAUCAAACAGAAAUCGAUAAAUUGAAAGAAGAAAAGUGUGGCGCGGAAGAUUAUCUUGACGUUUUACUUGAAUGGGCUAAAAGUGAAGAAGAACUCAAAUCUCAUUUGGCGGACCUGCGUGGAUCUCAGAGCACAACACAGCGUAGUAUUGAAGAUCGUUUUGAAAGUUUGCAAACAGGUCUACAAGAAGUGAAGCUAGCCGUUGGAGAAUUGAACAAAGGAAGAAACUCAGGCAGCCAAGGAGAUGAGGUCCUGAGGAACCUCGUUCAGUCUGAAUUCAAAGGAGACAUCGAGUUUCACGUCCAACGUUUUCAAGAAGACACCCGUGGGUGGGUGUUUAGCAAAGUCGAAAACUGGCUAGACGACAGAAACUCUCAAAACCGGGUGAUGGUUAUAUGCGGAAACGCAGGAAUGGGGAAAUCCGUUAUUUCUGCCGCUGUUUGCAAGAAAAUGCAAGUGGCUGGCCGUCUAUGCGGAAGUCACUUCAUUCAACAUAACAACGUCCGUUACCGGAAGCCUCAGUUAAUGCUUCAAUCCUUGGCCUGUCAUAUGUGCCAUGCUCUGCCAGAGUUUAAGCUAGCUCUCGUGGAACAGUUGACAAGAAAUACGGGUAAGGAUCUCAACGAUAUGGGGGUUGAGGAGUUAUUUGCCCUUCUCUUUAAAGAGCCUCUCAGCAGCGUAGAGGACCCUGGAAGGAACAUGCUAAUAGUUAUAGAUGGCCUGGAUGAAAGUGACUAUCACGAUCGGAAUGAGUUACUAGAGGUCAUUGUCAGUCACUUUUGCAAGCUUCCAAUGUGGAUUCGAUUUCUUGUCACAAGCCGACCAGAGAGGAACAUUGCAAAAACAUUAAGACAUUUGCAACCGUUUCAGCUGGAAGCUGAGGAUGAGCAAAAUCAAAAUGACAUCAAGCGCUUCAUUGGAAAGAAAUUGGAAUGCAUACCAGAAGCAGAAAACAUGAAUGACAUUGUGGAAUAUCUAGUUGAAAAGUCGGAAGGGCUCAUGUUGUAUGCCCACUUUCUUCUUUUGUACAUCGAAGAGAAUCCAUCCGUUCUUAAACAGGGAGACGAAAAAGGCAACUUACCGUUAGGAAUUUCUGCAGUCUACCAUCGCUAUUUCAAAAGGUUGGAGAGUGAGCUCCUGACUGAGCUCGGCAUCAAGGAAGAUUCUUUUUUGAAUUUCCUUUCUGCUCUUGCCGCAUCAAGAGAACCUUUGCCUAUCGACUUUGCUUCUCGGCUGUUGCUUUCAAGUACUACCGCAAUGGCUAAUAAACGGAAACUUUUGAAAGCUAUAAACAGUGUUUCAUCACUUCUUCCCGUUCGAGGUGACCGUCUUCACAUUUUUCACAAGUCCAUUAAAGAUUGGUUAACAGAUGAAUGUUGUUACGGGGUGCACGACUUCACUGUUGACGAGAAAGAAGGCCAUCGUAUACUUGCAGAACUUUGUGCUGCUGAAUUUGACAUUCUGGUGCAAAGACGAGUUGCGAAAUCUCUGAGAGUCGCGCAGUUUAAUGACAAGACAAUGUAUACAUUACAACAUGGUGUGCGACACAUGUUAGAGGUCGAUGAGGAUACAAGAAGAGAUGGCAUUGAGGACGUUGUGAGGAAGUAUGUGAUAAACCAAGAGCUUGUCUAUGCAAAGCUGUGUGUGAAUAGUACAGUGGCGACGGAAGAUAUUGCUUGUGUUCAAAAGGAAGAGAGCUAUAGCUCGUUAAAUGUAGAAACGAGGGCUCUCCUGGAAACUUUGCUGUCCAUACUGCGGAAGAACAGUCAGUUGUUGAGGGAAUUUCCGCAUGUCUUCUUACAAACUGUGUUGAACGAAGGGGGAUCAGUACUCUCUCCUGAGGCCAAUAAACUCUUAAGCGAGAAAUAUCCUGAAAUAUCAUACAUGAGGUGCAGUUCUCAGAAUCAACAGGAGUCAGUUGUUGAAGCCCGAUUUCACUGUUCAUCUGAAGUAGCUUGUUUUGAUAUUUCGCCAGACAAGGGCUAUAUGGUGUGUGAAUGUUCUGAUGCAACCAUUCAGCUUUGGUCCUUAAAGACAGGUAUACGAGAAUGGACAAAGCCUGUUUUAGUCAAGAAGACGUACAGUCGAGGAGGAUAUUGCGAAAUACCUUCAAAUGUUUCUGACUCUUAUUAUUCUGAAACCAAACAUUCCUUUUCAUUUUAUCAGUCAGUUGUUUUUCAUCCUAAUGGAGAAUUCGUGCUGCCUGGAAAGUUUACUUAUGUUUAUACCAUUGAUGGGGAACAGACACAGCUCUUCAACAAAAGUGAUUGUAGAUUCUCUGUGUGUAAAUUUAUUGGAGAGAAGAAAAGAAUGCUUUCAAACUGUAUUGACAAUUCUAAAUGCCUGGUCUUGUGGAAAGUGGACACGGGAGAGGAAAUUUCUCGCAUCGCCAGAGCUGAAGAUAUCGUAUCUUUUCAGUGUUCUGCCGAUGAAAACCUACUUGCCAUUUCCCAUACGACGGGCUUAAUUUGUCUGAUAGAUUUAGAGAAUGAAUUUGCUGAGUUAUCGAUGUGGACGUGGUUUUCAUGUGGAUUUAUGAAAUUUUGUCACGAAAAUCGAAUGCUUGUAGCUUUCUACCUUGCCGAUUGUAGUUCUGGGAAGCGUUACUUUAGUGUUCCCUCUGGGGAAGUCAUUGAUCAUCGUAACGCCAUUAAGCUAGGUUGUGACCUUGAGUAUGGUUACCCCGUUGAUUCUAGUGGUGGUAAUGGUUAUCGCAGCACGAUAGGUUUCCUCGACGGAGAUACACCAAGCAUUUUCAGUGAGGCAAUGAGGAAAAUAAAUUCAUUUUGGGAGAUGGGAUCACUUGUGCAGCUCAACGGAGAGUAUGCAUUGAUGAGUAGUCCGAAUCUUCACUUCGUGAGUUUAAUAAAUCUCAGGGAACUUAGUAAAUUUGCCUUUGAGCCUAGAGCAGUGUACUGGGAGAGAGAGAUAAUAUUUUCCAUUAACGGAGAAAUUAUGUACGCAGUCACGUGGGAGACUGACAUUGAAGGAUGUAAAAUGGGAAAAGCACAGGUGGCCGUGUGGGAAUGUUCAAGCAUGACAAUCAAGAGAGAAAAGCAACUCCUUAUGGAUUCAUUUGUGCCUGUAAAAGAUGGUGUUGUUGUUUUGAUGCGAAGGAGGCAAUGUCGAGUCGAGCUGUGGAAUGUUGAACUUACGGAAUGUAAACAUCACUGGAACAACCUACAAGAAAUCCUGAGAGUAAUUUCCAUAUCGAAAGAACAAGUGGCGUGUUGUGGACGAGGGGAAGUAACUGUGCUGUCUGCAUCAGGCGACCUUUUGAGCACUAUAACAUACGGAAAUACGUUCAGGAUAUAUACUAGGGUCUGGGCAGUUUCCACUAAAUACGAAAUGCUCUCGACAACCUACAUUACAAGUUUGCCAGAUUCCGGUGAAACUCGGUAUUUGUUACGGCUUUCAAAUUCCCCUUCAUGCUGGGAAAUUGUGUUGACAAGUUACUCGACAAUAGAGGGCAUAUUUUUUUCUCCCAAAGAGGACUACUGUGUAAUAUGGGGCGAUUGUCUUGUGCAGGUUUUGUACGUAGCUUCAGGGGAACUUCACCGCAGAUUCAUCGAAAAGCACAAGAUAGACAAGUGUAAAUUCAUCACGGAAAAACAUUUAGUAAUCUGUUCGAAGGAGAGUCAUGGUAGCUUUCUUCGACUAAUCAAUGUGGAAUCCGGUGAACAUUUGACUACAUUAGAGAUUGAAGAACAGCCUACCUGUCUUGGUGUUUGUCCUUGCAGUCUCUGCAUCGCCGUAGGCUUGCGAAAGUUGGAUAUAAAAAUCAUCCAAGUACAUCUGCCAGAAACAGAAAACAAUCAAAAGAGAAAGAGUGAUUUCCUCGACCUGUUGACAUGCAAGAGAAAAAGAUAGAGAAUUUCACAGGAGUCCUCUACUUUGUGUGAAACCAAGCGGUUGACGGUGGAUCACACUUGGAAAGAAAGAAGACAUUGUUAUG
Pocillopora verrucosa is the source of this 4450-nucleotide messenger RNA. Lineage: Eukaryota; Metazoa; Cnidaria; Anthozoa; Scleractinia; Pocilloporidae. The record is from RefSeq and is a predicted model, not a curated record.